Molecule: messenger RNA, 2625 nt
Organism: Pungitius pungitius (ninespine stickleback)
Lineage: Eukaryota; Metazoa; Chordata; Actinopteri; Perciformes; Gasterosteidae
Gene: naaladl1
Product: N-acetylated alpha-linked acidic dipeptidase like 1
Exons: 19
Coding region: 166-2376 (736 amino acids)
Molecular function (GO): carboxypeptidase activity
Source: RefSeq, a predicted model, not a curated record
UGAUGCCGCGUUCAUCGUUGGGGAGUCAGACGCCUGGAUUUUCUCUUACGUAAGCAGCGCCACGACAUUCCUGAACUUCGCAGAAGGCUCACUGUCCCGCGCAAGACCCAAGAGAAGCAGAGCCGUCCCCCCCCCCCCCCCGAAGGCCUACUUCCAGGGAGGAGAAUGAUCAAGCAAGUGUUGUUUGGGAUUCUGGGUGGCGCUCUCGUGCUGACCGCCGGGAUCCUGAUCGGCCACUACGGCAUCGCCAGGAGCCCCUACUCCUGGGAGAAGGACCUGGACGAGAGCCUCGUCCACAAGUUUCUGUCUGAGGUGGACAACGUCCAGAUUGAGCAAAACCUCCGUGAGCUGACCAAAGUGCCCCACAUGGCCACCACGGCUGGAGACGAGCAGACGGUGCAGCUCAUGCUGAAGAGGUGGCAGGACCCCGACACGGGUCUGGACCAGGCCUGGAGAGAGGAGUACCUGGUCUACCUGUCCUUCCCUGACCCCACGAAACCCAACAAGGUCACUGUCGUGAACGCCGCCGCCGACGUGCUGUACACCGCGAGGGAGAAGGAGAAGGUCUACACCGAGGACCAAAAGGACCCCGAGGUGGUGCAGCCGUACGCCGCGUACUCCCCCCCCGGAGAGCCGAAGGGGAAACUGGUGUACGCCAACCAGGGGAAACCAGGUGACUACAAGCUGUUAAGUGAGGCGGUGGACUUGAGAGGAACGAUCGCAAUCACCAGAUAUGGCGGCGCGGGAAGAGCCGACAAAGCCAUCAACGCGGCACCCUACGGAGUCGUCGGCGUGCUGGUCUACACGGACCCCCUGGACAUCAACGACGGCCUCAUGUCGGACGCCAGCGAGACGUAUCCUCACUCCUGGUACAUGCCGCCAUCUGGCGUGGAGAGAGGGUCGUUCAACACUCGCUAUGGCGACAUGCUCACUCCUUACCUGGCUGCCAAAGAGGAAACUUACAGAAUUCCAGAGGAGAACAUCACUGGGAUCCCUCCCAUUCCAAUCCAACCCAUCGGGUUCGAGGAUGCCGAAAAGCUCAUCUGUGAGCUUGGUGGAACGGAAGCUCCGGUUGGUUGGCGGGGAGCAUUCAAAUGCACCUACAACUUCGGCGGCCCGGGGUUCAAACCGACGUCUGCCUUCAGAGACAGCGAUGUGAAACUGGCAAUCUUCAACACCGCAGUGACAAAGAACUCCUCCAAUGUGAUGGGGGUGAUCCGAGGGAGCGAGGAGCCAGACCGGUACGUGAUCUACGGGAACCACAGGGACAGCUGGGUUCACGGCGCCAUCGACCCAAGCAGCGGGACCUCCGUCAUGCUGGAACUGACCCGAGUGCUGGGCAGGAUGGUGAAGAAGGGCACCUGGAGGCCUCGCAGGUCCAUCAUCUUUGGAAGCUGGGGGGCGGAGGAGUUUGGCCUCAUCGGGUCGGCAGAGUACGCCGAGCAAUACUUCGCCAAGCUAAGUGAGCGAACUGUUGCUUACAUCAACGUGGAUAUAGCUGUUUUUGCCAACGCCACUCUCAGGGCCUCUGGGAUGCCUUCCCUUCAGAACGUCAUCUUCACAGCCGCGAAACAGGUCGAUGCGCCCGGGCUGGGCGCCACAUCUGUGUACGACAACUGGAUCCGAUACGCCAACAGGACCAGCUCGGCCCACGGACCCGUUCCCAGGGUGGGAUACUUGACAGGAGCAGGGAGUGAUUACGCCGCCUUCGUCCAUUACCUGGGAAUCCCUUCGAUGGACAUUUCGUACACAUACGACAGGAGUAAAACAAAUGCCCGGAUAUACCCGGCGUACCACACAGCGUACGACACCUUCGACUACGCUUCAAAGUUCAUUGAUCCCGGGUUCACCAGCCACCAGGCCAUCGCCAGGACGGCAGGAAACGUCCUGAUCCGACUGGCUGACAGCCUGCUGUUGCCGUUGAACUGCAGCGACUACGCAGAGAGUCUGGAGGACUACCUCAACACAGCAGUCACCCUUUAUCAGACCCAAACGCAAGCUCAGAACAUCUCCAUGGAACCACUGGAACGCGCCGUGGCCAGCUUUCGCAGCGCGGCUACUCAUCUGGACCAGGUGAUCCGCAGCUCCGACCCGGCCAAUGAAACGCCGCUGAAGGUCAGGAGGAUCAACGACCAGCUCAUGCUGCUGGACCGAGCCUUCUUGGACCCCCUGGCCUUCCCAGAUAAACACGCAUACAGGCAUGUUAUCUGGGCCUCGAGUAGCGCCGGUAAGCCAACCUUCCCGGGUCUGGCUGAUGCCUUCGCCAACGCCGAGACCACGGGGCAAGCCGGCGACUGGGCCAAAGUGCACUACCACCUGUCGGUCCUGAGCCAGGCCAUCGAGGGCGCGGCGCACACACUGGUUGACGUCAUAUAGGAGGAGGAGGAACUGUACUCGCCAUGGGAAUAGAGAAUAAUUAAUAAUAACACACCAGUAUAUUAUCUUGUCAUGUAUUUAUUAAAAAAUAGGAACUUAAAUCAACAACCAGCUUUUGGGAUUUUUGGGGGAUGUUGAGUGUUUUCUGUUCUCAUGGCACGGAUUCAUUUCAUGUCUAGGAUGCUGUAAAAAUAAAAAAAUUCAGUGUUUCUGUUUGAGCAAGAAUGAGUCCCAUUUAAUGAUGGAUCG